Molecule: messenger RNA, 825 nt
Organism: Phaedon cochleariae (mustard beetle)
Lineage: Eukaryota; Metazoa; Arthropoda; Insecta; Coleoptera; Chrysomelidae
Source: the annotation of a GenBank genome assembly
UUCAACAGUGACAAAAGUGGAUUUAAUCUGCACAAAAGCGAUUAUUAUUUUUAUAGACUUGUGUUUUUCUGCUAAGUUUCAGUGGAAUCAUCAUUAUUUUUCGUUUCUUGUUAUCAUUUUACAUAACCUCAAAAUAUUAUUGUGGUAUAAGUAUAAACUUGGCAAUGGGGAUACCUGGAGGAGUAAAAUGUGCAGUCAAAGACUGCAAGAGUAAGUACUUAGAUAAUAAUCAACAUACACCAUUGACAUUUUUUAGGUUCCCUAAUCCUAGGACCCAAGAAGUGAGAAUGAAUUCAUGGCAACUGGCGUGCAAUGAUGAAUUGAUCAUGGCUACUGAUCCUAUGAAAUUGUAUGGAAGCAUGAGAAUUUGCAGUCUACAUUUUGAGGAUCAUUUGAUGGAAAAGCACAAACUGAAAGAAAAUGCUGUUCCUACACUGAACUUGGUGGUAUCUUUAUCAGGCUCCAUACAUGAGGAGCAUUCAUAUUUCAGUGAUGAAAAUAUAGAAGUAGGUCAUUUUAUGGAAAUAGAUAGCUCUGAAGAUGGGAUGAACACAAGAGCAAGAAGCAUUGGUACCCAAACAGAACCAGAUAUGGUGGGCACAGGAACACAGACACUUGUGCAGAAGUCUGAUUCUCAAGUGCAGACAGAAAAGCAACUUUCAGCUAUCACACCAAGAAAAAUCAAAUUAAUCAAGAAAAUAAAUGUGGUAUAUUGAAAACUAUUUCCUACAUUUUACUGAUUUAUUUUGUUAUUGAUUUGAUUAAAAUCUUCAUUCGAAAUGAUGUUUAUUUUUAUUUCAUAUGUGCAAACCUACCUUGAAUACU